Nelumbo nucifera (sacred lotus) is the source of this 2442-nucleotide messenger RNA. RefSeq names its product tolB protein-like protein. The record is from RefSeq and is a predicted model, not a curated record. Lineage: Eukaryota; Viridiplantae; Streptophyta; Magnoliopsida; Proteales; Nelumbonaceae.
UCCUACCAUGCUGUCGCGUUCUCUGGUUAAAAGAUAGAUCGGAAGUGGGCGUGCCGGCUCACGGCUGUGGUUGGAAGUCUGGAAAUGUGUCAAGCAGAAGAUAAUAACACCACGUCACUUCAUACGUCUUGGUCCUGCCUUGCCUACCACGCUUUUGCAACACUAUUAAAAGAGUGAAAGCUGAAGAACUUCUUUUCAAAGGCUUUUCAGUUCAGUUCUUACUUCUUCGUUCACUUCAGCCUUAUAGAUCGAGACUACAAAAUCAACACCUCACUCAUCGGACAUCGGCAAUGAAUCCCAAAGGAACCAUCAUCUUCACCUCCGUCGGCAGACCCUACUAUGGAUUCGACAUCUUUUCAGUCUCUCUCCCAUCAAUCAUAGCUGCCACAACUUCGUGGAAGGAGCAUCGCUUAACAGACGGUAUCUCCGUCAAUUUUAAUGGUCAGUUUGUUGACGAAGACGAGACUCUCGUGUAUGUAUCGGAGAGGACUGGCUAUGCUCGGGUCUAUUUGAACCAAGCAAACUCUCCAAAGCCGAAGCAACUCCCCUCUGUGGCUGACAGCCUCUUCCACGAUCGCCCCAUCGUGAAAGACGGCCGAUUAUACUUUGUCUCGGCUCACGAACCGGCCGAUAAACACUUGAAAAGCUGGUCAGCCCUGUACUCAACGCUGCUUGAUCAUGGAAAAAUCGAGCGACUAACUCCUUAUAAAGCCGUUGAUUACAGUCCUUCUAUAUCGCAGAGCGGAAAAUUUAUCGCCGUCGCGUCGUACGGAUUCCGUCCAUGGGGCGGCGAAUUUCAUGAACUUGAUACGGAUAUCGUAGUUUUCCCGGAAUCCGAUCCUACCCAGCGUACCACUAUAUGUAAGCGCGGUGGAUGGCCCACGUGGUCCGGCGACUCAACGAUCUUCUUCCACCGCCAAGCCGACGAUGGAUGGUGGAGCAUUUUCCGAGUAGAUCUUCCAGAAAAUUUCCAGCUUUCCGGUGUAUGUGAAGCUCCUCGUCGGGUUACCCCACCGGGACUCCACGCAUUUACUCCAGCGGCAUCGCAUGACGGCAAACGAAUCGCUGUUGCGACUCGGCGGCGAGAGAAUAGCUUUAGGCACAUCGAGAUAUUUGAUCUAGAGCUAGAGUCGUUUUGCAGGGUAACGGAGACUCUAAACCCAAAAUUUCACCACUAUAAUCCUUUUUUCUCCCCGAAAUCAGGUUUUCUCGGAUACCACCGAUUCCGAGGUAAAUCGGCUUCAGGAGACUCAAUCGUUCCGCAUCUCGAACUUGUAACUUCUCCGGUGAAGGAACUGAGGAUGCUCCGGCUUAACGGAUCAUUCCCUUCGUGUUCUCCCGAUGGCGACUUGAUCGCGUUCAACCACGACUUCGAUGCGAAUGCUGGCAUUAAGAUAGUGAGAUCGGACGGCUCCAGGAGAUGGAGCAUUUUAAAAGACCGAACCGCGUUUUACACCUCGUGGAAUCGGACGGAGAAGAACGUCAUCUACUCCUCGGUGGGACCGAUAUUCGAGUCCGUUAAAUCAACGGUCCAGAUUGCGCGAGUAACCUUCAAUCCAAAAGAUAUGGAUGAUCGGGAAGAUAUUCCCGCUGAAGUGAAAAUUCUAACAAAAGAGGAAACGGGCAACAAUGCAUUUCCGUCGUGUUCACCUGACGGCAAGUUCGUAGUGUUCAGGUCUGGGAGAUCCGGCCAUAAAAAUCUGUACAUAAUGGAUGCUGUUGACGGGGAAUUUAACGGAGGGAUCCGUCAAUUAACUGACGGUCCUUGGAUUGAUACAAUGCCCAACUGGUCGCCGGACGGGAAACUGAUAGUCUUCUCGUCCAACCGACACAAUCCCAGCAACGUGGAGGCUUUCAGCAUAUACCUUAUUCGUCCGGAUGGAACGGACCUCCGACGAGUCUAUGUGGCAGGGGUGGAGGGAUCAGCAGAGGCAGAGAGGGAGAGGAUCAAUCACGUAUGCUUCAGCCCGGAUUCCUUGUGGCUGGUAUUUACGGCCAAUUUGGGUGGUGUAUUGACAGAGCCGGUGUCCAUGCCAAAUCAAUUUCAGCCAUACGGUGAUUUAUACGUGGUGAGAUUGGAUGGAAGUGGGUUAAAGAGGUUAACGUGGAACGGGUAUGAGAAUGGAACCCCAACCUGGAAUUCAACGACAGGGGAGAUGGAUAUGGAUAUGGAUCGACUGUCGGUGGAGACCGUGGUGGGAGAUAGGCUCAUGGGUCAAUUUGAUGAACCGCUUUGGAUUUCUUGCGAUAUGUGAUAUAUGUGAGAGGGAGACACUACUCUUCAUAAUGUGACACUAUGUAUACGACAUGCAGCCUUGUCCUUUUAUUGGUGUAAUUUUGUGUGGUGUGAAGAAAACAAAAAAAAAGAGAAUUUAACAUGUAUAAGGACAUGAGAAUAUGUUUUCGUUGGAAACGCGCGGUGAGUUCACGCUCAUCCUUGAC